CCUAACGCCCCAAGAAUGUCUUGUCCGAUUAAUGUCGUCGACGAAGCACAGCAAGGUCGAGCCAUCAGCGUCGCCGACGUCGCGCCGGGCGACACGACGACCCUGGUGGCCACCGGGCAGCGUGGCAUCCCCGUGCUCAUCGCACCGUUGCAGAGCCAGGGCGAUGGGCGAGCCCGCGGUGCCACCACGCAGGAGAUGGGCAUGGGGUUCCAGGGCUUCCUCCUCCUGGAGCACAAGAACGACGACGACAACCCGGAGGCGCAGCGGAAGAAGUGGUUCAAGGAGAUGCGCGGGUGGCUGAUGGUGCUGGCCACCGUGGCGGCGUCGGUGACCUACCAGGCCGGCCUGAACCCGCCCGGCGGGUUCUGGCAGGACGGCGACGACGCCGGCAACCCGGUGCUCCACGACAGGCACCGGUCGCGGUACAUGAUCUUCUACUACAUGAACGCGACGGCGUUCGUGACGUCGCUGGUGAUCAUGGUGCUGCUGAUGAGCGAGCGGUUCUACCACACGGAGGCCAAGGUGGUGGCGCUCAUGCUCACCACCUUCAUCGACCUCAUCAGCCUCAUCGGCGCCUACAUCGCCGGCACCACGCGCUUCUUCUCCUCCUGCAUCUACGUCAUCAUCAUCGCCUGCGUCGCCUUCGCCGGGGUCAUCUACAUUGGGGAGGUGAUGGCGGAAAUAUGCAGGUUCUUCAUGAGAAGGAUGCCAUGCAUGUCAAGAAUGGUGCAGAGCAAGUGGUUCCCGGUGCCGGGGGAGGUGGUGAGGAGUCUGCAGCCUCAAGAGGAGCGCAUUAGCCACACGCCGACGGCGGCGAGGAGCAACCAGCGCGGUGGCUGCAGCGCGUGCUGUGCUUCUGCGCCCCGAGCGGAGGGCUGAACGAGCUGGUUGGGCGCCAUAUGGUGGCGUGCCGGAGUGAUCUGGCUGAAGCUCUGCUUAUUGGCAUAUUUGCUUGCUUGCCGUCAUUCUUCCCUACAUAAUUCUGCCAGUAUUUUUAGUCGACAUUGCUUUGCUUACCUAAUACCAUAACUUUUUUCUUGUGAAUAGUAAUGCAAACUGAUGGCCAAUCAAUUAUACACGUCAUUCU
Messenger RNA from Panicum virgatum (switchgrass), 1087 nucleotides. RefSeq lists its product as uncharacterized. NCBI's taxonomy places the organism in Eukaryota, Viridiplantae, Streptophyta, Magnoliopsida, Poales, Poaceae. The record is from RefSeq and is a predicted model, not a curated record. The transcript has 2 exons. The coding region runs from base 16 to 879 and encodes 287 amino acids.